Argentina anserina (silverweed cinquefoil) is the source of this 2021-nucleotide messenger RNA. Its product is annotated as probable mitochondrial adenine nucleotide transporter BTL3. Lineage: Eukaryota; Viridiplantae; Streptophyta; Magnoliopsida; Rosales; Rosaceae. Gene Ontology annotation, biological process: transmembrane transport. The record is from RefSeq and is a predicted model, not a curated record. The transcript has 4 exons. Bases 68 to 1339 code for a protein of 423 amino acids.
AUGGGAGCAAAGCUGCCGCCGUUUACACCAACGCCAUCUGAAACCCUCUCUACUCACUAAUCCCAAAAUGCCUCACUCUCAUGACCUCUCUUACUCUUUAAACCCCAACAACCUGCACGACCCCACCAACCACAACAACUCCGGCCUUUUCGUCACCGGGGGUUUGUUCCUGGAGCCCACCAUCCCCAAUUCCGUACUCAAUUCCGUGUCGUUUAGAAGGACCUCAAACGCCGCCGUUUCCGGGUCGGGUCAUGGGACCCGGCUGAGGUUGAGGAGCGGUGCUUUUUUGUCUGUGAGUUUCAGGGGCGAUGGGGUUGUGAGGGAGGCGAAAGCUGGGUGUCUGGUGCAGAACGGCGAUGAGGAAGCGGCGGCAGUUGCGGUUGCGGUUGCGGUGGUGGUUGGAGAGGAGAAGAGAGAGAAAGUGGUGGUUAGGGGAGGAAGGGCCAUGAACACCACUAAGCAUCUGUGGGCCGGCGCCAUUGCUGCCAUGGUUUCCAGGACGUUUGUUGCACCACUUGAGAGACUAAAGCUGGAGUAUAUAGUUCGUGGCGAACAGAGGCAUCUAUUUGAGCUUGUUAAGAGCAUAGCGGUGUCUCAGGGUGUGAGGGGCUUUUGGAAGGGGAACUUGGUCAAUAUUCUUCGAACAGCUCCGUUUAAAGCAAUCAAUUUCUACGCAUAUGAUACUUACAGAAAACAGUUGCUUAGAUUUUCGGGGAAUAAGGAGACUACACAUUUUGAGAGGUUUGUGGCUGGUGCAGCAGCUGGAAUUACUGCUACAAUUCUCUGCUUACCUCUUGACACAAUUCGAACAAAGCUAGUGGCUCCUGGUGGGGAAUCCUUGGGUGGUGUCAUUGGUGCUUUUCACCACAUGAUCCAGUCUGAAGGGUUUUUUUCCCUUUAUAAGGGCUUAGUACCAUCAAUAGCAAGCAUGGCACCUUCAGGUGCUGUUUUCUAUGGUGUGUAUGAUAUAUUAAAAUCAGCUUACUUGCAUUCACCGGAUGGAAGGAAAAGAAUUAAGAACAUGAACAAGCAUGGCGAGCGCCUGAACGCUUUUGACCAACUGGAGUUGGGACCCGUUAGGACAUUACUCUAUGGAGCUAUUUCUGGCGCCUGUGCAGAAGCUGCCACUUAUCCAUUUGAAGUUGUGAGGAGACAGCUUCAAUUGCAAUCCCAGGCUACUAAAAUGAGUACCUUGGCAACUUUUAUUAAGAUAGUUGAACGAGGAGGUGUUCCAGCACUUUAUGCAGGACUUGUUCCCAGCUUGUUACAGGUACUUCCAUCCGCCUCAAUAAGUUAUUUUGUCUAUGAGUGCAUGAAAAUUGUUCUCAAGGUAGAAUGAAGAAUUAAGUGGAACAUUUGGAGGAAUAUGAUUGGAUAUUUCACAGUGACUCUGACUGGAGCACCGGCUAUAUAUUCAGCUUAGUAGGAUUGUAGUCACACUUUAGCUCUUACCAGUAAUGUUCUUGAAAGACCGUUGUAAUAGGCAAGAAGAAGAAAUACUACACGCCCCUGCACAUCUUUAUCUCUCAUUUGAUGCUCUGCAUUUGCAAUUCAACCCAUUGCUCACUGCCGAUUUGACUUCAUUCUCAAGAAACUUUACACAGUAGGAAAUAGCAAGGCUUGGUGCUACUCUAGACGUGUGCUAUCACAUUCUCACAUUGGGAACCAGAGUGGUGAGCCUGCUCCAUACAUACCCCCAUUUGAUUUUGGCCUUGAAGCACAUGCCUUAGAAGUUAGAACAGGAGGUGAUUAGCUGUUUGCUGCCCUCAUUCACAUUAGUAAACACACCAUGGUUGGUACUGAAGAAUUGGAAAAUUAUGGCUUUGAGACCAUAUAUUGCACAAUGUUUUUGUUGCGUAGAACUAGUUUUAAUCUGUCGAAAAUACCCUAGUCACUCAUUGCGUGCUAAAUACUGGUAGAAUGUGCUUAUGGAUGGUUUGUUUUGGUAAACAUUAUACAUCAAAGGAUGAUGUUUGCCCUUAUGUGCACAUGGAAAUUGAUUCCUCCCCACACUUACCUGC